UCCCUUACCCUAUAUGGGCAGCUCUGGUAAGCUUGGAAGAAGAGAGGCAGACCAAAGCUUGUGAGCCUGCAAUGAACCAUUAUCUCUGUUCUCAGAGGAAACACUAAGACAGAGACCUGUAAAGACCAGAAACUUCCGGGCUGGGAAACGAUGGUGCUAGAUCUUCAGGGAUGUUUGCCCCCCUUCCUAUUGCUGCUGCAACUAUUGGGUCCCAUGUGUUCACUUUGUGCUUGGCCUGAGUACCUCACCAAGGCUCGUUGGUUUGAAAUUCAGCACAUUCAGCCAAAUCUUCUCCAAUGCAACAGGGCGAUGAGAGGUGUCAAUAAUUAUACCCAGCACUGCAAGCCCUUCAACACUUUUCUGCAUGACUCUCUUCAGGAUGUGGCUGCUGUCUGUGAUUUUCCCAAAGUCACCUGCAGGAAUGGUAGGCACAACUGUCACCAGAGCUCAAAGCCUAUCAACAUGACCAACUGCAGACUCACUGCAGGGAAGUAUCCUGACUGCUCCUACAGUGAUGCAACCCAGUACAAAUUCUUCAUUGUCGCCUGUGACCCCCCUCAGAAGAGCGACCCUCCCUACCACUUGGUUCCCGUACACUUAGAUAAGAUUAUCUAAG
Lepus europaeus (European hare) is the source of this 616-nucleotide messenger RNA. RefSeq names its product ribonuclease A family member k6 (gene RNASE6). Gene Ontology annotation, molecular function: nucleic acid binding; RNA nuclease activity. NCBI's taxonomy places the organism in Eukaryota, Metazoa, Chordata, Mammalia, Lagomorpha, Leporidae. The record is from RefSeq and is a predicted model, not a curated record. Bases 151 to 615 code for a protein of 154 amino acids. The transcript has 2 exons. Gene Ontology annotation, biological process: innate immune response; defense response to Gram-positive bacterium; antibacterial humoral response.